CUGGGAACAACCGAAGCGUUUACAUCUUGAGCCCCAAAAGGAAAAUUGAAUUUAUCUUUGGCAGAUCUGUAAAAGAUCUGUUGGGGAGAAGAGAAGAGAGCGGAGUUUGGGACAGUUUGGGAAAGAUACCAUUAACAGGAGUACCUCCUUUCUUUUAGAAAUAUGACAGAAAAAGAGAUUCUUGAGCCAUCAGCUUCACCCACAUCUAUAAGGGGGAAAUCUCCAGAAGGGUUGCAGAAGCUAAAGCAGUUUUUCCAACGCAAGCCCGUGGAGGAGGAGCCUACCACAGAGGAGCCACAAGCCAACGGGGAGCUGGUCAGCUCUUCAGGGGGACCCAUCUACUACUAUGAGGAAGUGGAGGAGGAGGAGGAAGAGCCUGAGUUGCCACCUGAGCCGGAAAGACCAGUUAACGAUAAACCUCACAAAUUCAAGGAUCACUACUUCAAGAAACCUAAGUUUUGUGAUGUCUGUGCCCGCAUGAUUGUCCUCAACAACAAAUAUGGCUUGAAAUGCAAGAACUGCAAAACUCACAUCCAUCAUCACUGCCAAAGUUAUGUGGAAUUUCAGCGCUGUUUUGGCAAAAUACCUCCAGGUUUCCGCCGUGCUUACAGCUCUCCGUUGUACAGUGCCCAACAACUCUCAGGUGCUAACCGAAAUGAUCCUGUCUUCGAUACCCUACGGUCAGGUGUCAUCAUGGCAAACAAGGAGCGCAAGAAAGGGCAGGAUAACAAAAAAAAUCCUUUGGCUGCCAUGAUGGAAGAAGAAACAGAAGCCCCCAAACCAGAAAGUGACAAACCAGAGGGAGGAAAUCCAGAGGGACAGAAAGCAGAGAAGAAUACCCCGGAUGACAAGAGUAAGAAGCAGCAAACUGGAUUCCCACAGUCUCACUACUUUAUUGCACUUUAUCGCUUCAAAGCCUUGGAGAAGGAUGACUUGGAUUUCCAGUGAGGGAAGAAAAUUGGGGAGAUUGGAGAAAAAAUUGGAUACUUUCCACCCAACUUCAUUAUCCGAGUGCGUGCAGGAGAACGUGUGCAUAAGGUCAUGAGGUCCUUCGUGGGCAACAAAGAAAUCGGUCAGAUUACAUUAAAAAAGGAUCAGAUUGUGGUGCAGAAAGGAGAGGAGCUGAAUGGGUAUGUCAAAGUCUACACUGGCCGCAAAGUGGGGCUCUUUCCCGUUGACUUCUUGCAGGAGAUCUGAGGUCCAACCCUGGCAAUUCACAAGGGUUUCAUACCCAAGGCCAGAGUGUUUUUAAGUGUUCAUUGCCAGCUGCCAACGCCUCUCUGCAAGGAAGCUGCGUUCUGCAGGUCUGUGGUCCAAGAACUAAGACAUCACACGAAGAAGGCCUGUGUCAGUGAGCCAGGAUUCAAGGCAAGAAGCAUACCUAUCUGCCACCGGAGAGGACUCCGUGCUUCUCUUGAACUCUGCAAUUUGCUGCUGGCAGAUUCCAGAACAGGCUCAGCCGUUGUCCCUUUAUGAUCUUGCCAUGGAGGGAUGUGGCCAAAGCUGCUCUACUUCUUGUCUGCAAAGAAAGUAGCGAUUGGACAGAUUGAUUGACAGAACUGACAAAGAGUUACUGUUAGGUUGCACUAACAUGUGCAUGGAUUUACUUCAGGAUAUGACUGUCCCUUUGCUGGCAGAGGGGGAGCCUGGCUCCUAGUUUACUUGGAUGGCUUAGAUUCAAUUAUGUUUUGCCAAUAUCUGUUGCCCUUUUCUAUCCCUCAUUGGUCUAUCUGUGCUGAUAUAAAGCAGCAAGUUUCUGGAUUAAUAGAGGAGAAU
Protobothrops mucrosquamatus (brown spotted pit viper) is the source of this 1776-nucleotide messenger RNA. RefSeq names its product SH3 and cysteine rich domain 3 (gene STAC3). Gene Ontology annotation, biological process: positive regulation of voltage-gated calcium channel activity; positive regulation of protein localization to plasma membrane; skeletal muscle contraction. The transcript is spliced from 11 exons. Gene Ontology annotation, molecular function: protein binding. The record is from RefSeq and is a predicted model, not a curated record. NCBI's taxonomy places the organism in Eukaryota, Metazoa, Chordata, Lepidosauria, Squamata, Viperidae. Gene Ontology annotation, cellular component: extrinsic component of cytoplasmic side of plasma membrane.